AUGCCUGUCAGCCUGAGCUCGGGAUCACGGAAGGUCAUGGAGCAGAUCGUCUUAAAUAGGUGGGAUCAAGACUUACUACCCAAAACAGGCUCACCCUGUGCUGUCUGCAGCAGAGGCGGCCGUUGGCACAGAGUGCUCCUGCUGGAGGCCACUGCAGGGAAGCAGGGCCAGCAAGUGGCUGAGGAGCUCUUUGUGGACUGUGGCAGGAAGGAGGCAGUGACAGCAGCCAGCCUUUGCCACCGUCUUGAGUGCUUUUAUGUGCCCGUGGUGACUUACCCAUAUGCUCUCUUGUGGCAGUCCAAAACGCAGAUCAGCGAGCUGAAAGCGUUGAUGCUAGGCAGAGUGAGAGCUCGUAUUGAAACCUUUAACUCCUCCAAGCAUAUCUAUAACAAGAGCCUGUACGAGGAAAAUGGCAGCAACCUGAACCGCGUCUCUGAGGUGCAGGCUCACUGCCUGAGCAGCAGCCGCUUGCAGGUCAGCCAAACCGAGGCUAGGAGGCAGCUGGAAGCAGUAGAAUCCUCAGCUGGAGAACUGGAGCUGCCACCAGGAGCACCUCCUGCUGCUUUAGCACACACAGAUUUGGCCUCCAUGCCUUCAGCUGGUGUCUGUCUGAAGUUCCACAGGGUGCAGCCCUCCCAUCCCCGAGACCCAUCUGCGUCCCAGCUGCAGCUCCGUGAGCAUCACCAGUUCUUCAGGCGGCUGACGCAGAGCACGUGGCAUUUCUGCUGCGAUGCCACAAAGCCGUGUGGUGUGAUGUGGGACCUGCAGCAUGGAUCGCUUUGUUGCAUCGGUGGAAAAGAAGGCGCCUUUAAUCGAGCAGUCAUCUCCAGGUGAUGACUAGACGGCAGUGUAGAAAUACAUCUGGAGGACAGAGGCAAUACAGAAACAGUAGAUGGACGUGAGAGAAAGGAGCUCCUUCCCCAGGUCUGGGAAGUACCCAUGUCAGCUCCAAGACGUCGUUUGGCAGGUGUGUUCCCUCUGAGGAGCUGCAGUGAAGGAAGGACCCGUGUCUGCCUUCAGAUUGUGCUGAACAAAAGACUCGAGGUUCGUCUUCUGCACGCAGAGGCUGACAGACACAUGGCUGAAACUCUUGGCCAGUCGCAGUUUGGGGAGAAAAAUGGAAGUAAACUCAUGGCCCAGGGAGGGCACGCUGAAUGUGGAAUAACCAAGGCUCUGCAAAGAUCAGCUGGGAGGCAGGCAGGCCCCAUCCGCACCAGGUGCUGGGGAAGGAGAGGAAACGACUGAGUGGCUCUGACUGGAACCUGGGCUAAGGGGAAACGGAGGCGUGUUAACUCUUGUGCAGCUGUGACCGUCACAGAGCUCCAGAGGAGAGCAUCCCUUCCUGCUCAGCCUUGGGCCUGCCCUUUCUCAGCCGUCAGUUGUCCCUAGGCACCAAGCCUCUCUCUGAAAGCAGAGAAAAACAACACGGUUGCAAAGCAGGACAAACAGCACAGGUGGAAAGCCCAGGGUGCCCGAGGUUCUCGGGGC
Molecule: messenger RNA, 1488 nt
Organism: Numida meleagris (helmeted guineafowl)
Lineage: Eukaryota; Metazoa; Chordata; Aves; Galliformes; Numididae
Product: tudor domain-containing protein 6-like
Source: RefSeq, a predicted model, not a curated record